UAUAUAAAUGUAUAUAUAUGUAUAUGUGUGACUACGUGCAUGUCUUUGUAUAUAUGUCUGUCUCUGUGUCGGAGUAAGGACGAGUUCUAGCUCUGUUGGAAGCGUUCUUGAUUUUCGUCUUUUUCUUCCGCCUACCGGUUCCCACUGGAACCGACAGCCUUCGUAGUCUGCAUGCGUCGUAUGAGAGAGACACAGCGACAGUUGUUCCUCUUUCUUCUCUGCAACUUCCUCGAUGGCAGACUCUGCCCUCGCACCUCAAGAGUCUGCCGGCACUGCUGCCGCUGACAAUGCCACUUCUUCCAGGGAGGAAGGUCGAGGUACGUCCGGCGCGCAUGGACAGGGCGCGCGCGCGACUGCAGAGCAGCGACUUUCUCUGGACGGCGCGACCGCGGAGCCGAGCAGUGGAGGCGCUCUCCGGCCGCAGUCGGACGCGGACAUGCUCGAAAGAGGCCUUCUCGGAGCUUCCGCCUCUCCGGAGGCUGCCGCAUGCAAGGACGAGGCAGCCGAUAACUCGCCAAGGCCGCACAAGGAAAAGGAAGGUGCCCCCUGCUCCGAGCCUCUCCGUCGCUGUCGAGAGAUUGGCGUCUCGUGGACGGAUAUCUCCUUUGAAGCGCGGGUGCGAAGGCCGCGAACGGGCAUUCUCGGUACGCCUCCCCUGUGCGACGUUCUCAACGCCCUCGACAGCCUCACGCAGAAAGGCCCUCUGAAAAAGAUUUUGUGCGGCGUCAGCGGAGAAGUCCUUCCCGGCGAUAUGGUGGCUCUGAUGGGCGCGAGUGGAGCAGGAAAGUCGACGCUGUUGAACAUUUUGAGUCGAUAUCUGCGAGAGACCUCUGGAACGGUAAAGUACGGAGACGCGCAGUUGGAGUUGAAGGAGGCGAAGAAGGUCUCGUGCUUCAUUCAGCAAGAAGAUCUCUUCAACGGAUUCAUCACUGUUCGAGAGCAUCUCCAGUGCAUUGUUCGACUCCGAACUACGCUGCCGCCGAAAGAGCGCGAGGCUCUCGUCGACCGCCUCCUCGUCGCCUUUGAACUUUCGAAAGCGGCAGACACAUGCAUAGGCAAUCUUCAGAUGGGAGCGCGAAGAGGAAUCAGUGGAGGCGAGAAGAAGCGCCUGAGUGUCGCGACGGAAAUCGUGACAAAUCCUUCCAUCAUUUUCGCGGACGAACCGACGACAGGUCUGGACUCGUUCAUGGCCGAGGCUGUGAUGACUGUUCUCGAGCGGCUCGCCCAAAAUGGGCGUUCGAUCAUUUGCACAAUCCAUCAGCCGAGCACGACGGUGUUUGAGAAAUUCAACAAAGUGAUUCUGCUCGCAGAAGGCCGCAUGGUCUUCGCUGGAGACCGACUCGCCCUGCCAGUGUAUUUCGCGCGCGUCGGAAAGUCGAUUCCACCCUACACCAGUGUCGCUGACUUCGUCAUCGACGUCCUCUCCUCCAGCGAAGGCGCAGAAGCGACUCUCCAAAUCGCGGAGAAGAUGCAUGCGGCGUGGAUCAACACAGGCGUUCCCUUCAUGCGUGACUGGCACGAAUCCCUGCGAGAGCAAUACAUCCAGAGGCUGCAGUCUGAGGGAGUUGCGGACAAACUCAGCUCGUUCAAGGGCGAGACGAAGCGUCUCGCUUUGCGCAAAGAAGCGCUGGAGGCUCCGACUGCGACUGAUGAGGAGCCAGCUGUCAAGAAGAAGGAAGCCGCAGUGGAGGGUCGCGUGAGUUGGUGGACGCAAUUCCAGGUGCUGCUCCACCGCUGCUCGCUGGCGAACAAACGAAAUCCACAGAUUCUGCAAGCUCGUGUGGGCCAGACUCUCGUCUCUGCUCUUCUCCUCGGCUUUAUUUUUCUUCGACUUCGUAAAGGGGAUGCCAUUUCCAAGAACGGCGCUGCCAACUUCAUCAACCUGAAUCAGGGCAUGACAGGUCUGGUCACCGUUCUGCAGACGUUCACGACUGACAAAAUCGUCGCGCUGCGCGAAUAUCGCUCGGGGACGUACAGCCUCGUUCCGUAUUUCCUGGCAAAGACGGCUGCCGACGCGGCGUUCCAAAUUUUUAACCCAGUCGUCUUCUUCACCAUCGCAUGGUACAUGAUGAACUUGAAUCCGUCGGCGACCCGCUGGCUCUGGGGCCUUGGCUUCAUCUUCCUGCAAACGAACGCGUCGAUUUCGAUGGGCUACUUGAUCUCGUGCAUGUGCCCCGACCUUGAAAUUGCCCUCUCGGUCAUGCCGCUCCUGACGAUGCCACUAAUCCUUGUUGCGGGAUUCAUGAUCAUUCUCGACUCUCUGCCCAGAUUCUGGAUAUGGGUGCCGUAUCUCUCACCCUUCCGGUGGGCCUUCUCCGGCAUCAUGCACGCCGUCUGGGAAGACGUCGAACUCGAUCCUUGCCCUGCGGGCAUGAAUCCGCCGUCCUGCUACAGCUCAGGCGCUGAGGUUCUCGAGUACUACUGCCUUGAUGGCGACAGCAUGUGGCUGAACGCUCUCUACCUCGUGAUCAUGGUCGUCGGCUACCGCGUUGUCGGCCUCUUGGUUCUCCUCAUCUUGAAUCGCCGAAACUAAAACGCCGACAACCGACUUGCACGAUGGCGUUCGAUGCCCGCGAAGCGCGGCAGGAGUCGAGGAGAGGAACCCCCACACAGCGAGCACGAAGAAGAAAAGGCGAAGCGACUCAAAGACCUGGGGGAAGAACAGAGAGGGAGGCAGGGAAGCAAAGAACCUCUGCAACGAAAAAGGGAAGAUCGACAGAGAGACGCCAGCGACCGUCGCCGAAGCCACGAACAUCGCCCUCGAGAGGAGUUUCCGAACAGAAGACAACGGCAGAGACGCUCCUUCAGAUGCGCCCAGAAGCCACAGAUCGAGGGGACUCUCGCGCAUGCACUGAACGCAUUUUCGCUUCUUUCCGGUCUUUGUGAGAACCUCGCAACGUUCACGUGCAUGCAAAGUGAGGCCAGAUCGCCGUAGCGGCCAGGUAUGUCGUGCAAAGGACAUACAUGUACGCAUGCAUGCAUAUUUGUAAGGAGGCCUGCGUGAGUAUGUGCGCUUUUUUGACCGAAUGGCCGAGCGGUUGUCUGUGCAGUCGCAGUGAAAAGCAGAUUUCCAGUGUGGAGGCGAAGGAGUGAAGCUCAGCCCUGCUCUCGAACCACGGGCAGAACGCGUGAGAGAAAGGAUUUGUUCGCAUUUCCUCCGGUUUUCUCCCUUUUCUUCGUGGGCAUACAGAGGCGAAACUUCUGCACUCGCCGCAAACCUUUUUCGCCACACCUGGUCAAUUUUCCGAUCCUUUUCCUCACCGUCGUUCUUCCGCAGCGCCCGUCUCGGCGCAUUCCUAUAUAUCGAC
Molecule: messenger RNA, 3308 nt
Organism: Toxoplasma gondii ME49
Lineage: Eukaryota; Apicomplexa; Conoidasida; Eucoccidiorida; Sarcocystidae
Gene: ABCG84
Product: ATP-binding cassette G family transporter ABCG84
Exons: 19
Coding region: 233-2533 (766 amino acids)
Cellular component (GO): plasma membrane
Molecular function (GO): ATP hydrolysis activity; ABC-type transporter activity; ATP binding
Source: RefSeq, a predicted model, not a curated record